Messenger RNA from Achroia grisella, 7603 nucleotides. RefSeq lists its product as uncharacterized. The record is from RefSeq and is a predicted model, not a curated record. The transcript has 22 exons. Bases 105 to 5990 code for a protein of 1961 amino acids. Lineage: Eukaryota; Metazoa; Arthropoda; Insecta; Lepidoptera; Pyralidae.
CGCGUCCAACAGCUGUUUUACCAGUCGUGGGGUGCAUAGUUUAUACUUAUUGUUUCCACGUGUUUACUUAUUAGAAUAUAUUCAGUUUUUAGGUUUAACUCGCAAUGGAAGAGGAUGGAAGCAUUAAAGCUCCUGUCACACGUAUGCGGCGCAGACUCUCUGUGGAACAGAAUGAUGACACAAAAUCACCUUCAACUCCUUCCACACCUACCAAAAAAAGAAGUGCUAGAGUAGCUACAAAACCACAGCUAGAUUUAAUUGAUGAAAAUGAACCUGACGCAACUGGAUAUGAAAGUGAUGAUGAGAGUCUUGUAGUUAUACCAUCUCCACAAAAAUGGGCUGACAUCAUUGGAGUAUCAGGGCCACAAGAUAUUGUAAUGCCAGGAAAUACAGCUUCAGAUAACACUCCUAAAAUAGUCACAAGAAAGACGAAAACGAAAGAUGUUCUAGAAGAAGAGAAACCUCUUACACCAUCUCGACGCAGCGUCAGAAUCAAGUCUAAUACAAGCAUUGUUGCAGUUACUCCUCAAGCCUUAGAUUCGCCAAGAGCCAAAAGAGCUGCUAGAAGAAACUCACAAAUUGAAAGUGAUAGUGAAGCUCCUCUUACACCAGCAAGACAAACGAGAAGAACAAGAAAAAAUUCAUCAUCUAGCAUUGAUCAACAAGAUGCAGUUUUACAUAACAAAACAUCCACCAUUACGGAAUCUAUAGCUGAAGAGAUAGAAGCAAAUGACAACAAUACAAAAACUUAUACAGACACAGAUAAAGAAAACUCAGUUCAUUUAAGCCCUAAAUCUAAAAGUAUAGCUGGUGAAAAUAAUUACAAUAACAAUAAUGAUUCUGAAAUAAAAGACUCAUUAAAUUCAGUUAAUAAAAAAAAUAUGUGUAACAGUGAGCCCUUUGUUAUGUUGAAUCCUUUAAUUUUACAAUAUGAUAAUGAGGGUACUGUAAAUUUAGUUAUCCAAAAAAGUUCAACAGAAAAUUCAAAACUAAACAUUGUUGAUACAUCUGUUAAUACAACUUUUGACAAUAAUAUUAAUGUAAUUGACGUAAACAAAUCGACAGCACGAGAUGAGGUCAAUUAUCAAGUGUCAAGUACUGCAGACAAUAAAAAACAUAGUGAAAAAUUGAAACUGUCAGAGUCAGCUGCCAAUCUGCUUAGUAAAUUAGAUCUUAAGCCGAAGAAAAAAUCCACUAUUAAUAAAAGUGCUUCAUAUAUUGAAGAUACUAAUAAUAUAAAAAGUAAAAGAUGUAGAACCAAAUCAUGGACAAAUGCAUCUCAAGCAUCCUUACCAAACAAUCACCUUGACUUUUAUAGUGACAAUGAAAUAGUAAAAGCAAAUAAGAAAACUAAGAAUACUAGUGAGGCACAUGACAUAUUUAAAAAAACUGAUUCUAUUGGUAACUAUAUAAAUAGAAAUAAAGAAGAGUGUAUUGUAAAUAAAGCAGCAAUCUUAACAGAUAGAUGUUCUAUUACAAUAGUACCACAUGAAGUUGAUACUAUUGACAACAAACACAGUGACGAAAGAAAUAGUAGUAAUUUUCAAAGUGACCAAAUUUCUGAAGUAGACUUAUUAAGAAAAGCACCGGUUUCAGCCAUACAAUCCACUGUGUACUUUGAAGACUCUGAUACAGAGAGUAAGAGAAAGUCCAAAAAUAAAAACUUAUCUGAUAAUGAAGAUCAAUGUGUUCCAGUGAUAAAUAACAAUUUUGAUAUCAAUAAUUCUCUAAAAACAUCUUGCAUUGAUACAUUAGAUCUAAUAAAUAAAAAGAAAAAUUCUUCAAUUGCUAAAAUGGCUAACCAGAAAUCUGGCGACAAUUCUGGUUGUGAGCCCAUGGAUAUUGAUGAAAGUGUUCCAAAUACAUCGAUAAUCAAUAUAUCUAAUAACUCAUUACAGAUUUGUGUUAAUGAUAAAGAUAUUAAUAAAAAAAGACAUUCUUCCCAAGAUGUUACAAAUCUAAAUAACAGUAAUAAUAAUUUAUCACAUUCAAAAUCACAAAAUUUGGAAAAGACACAAAAUGAAAAUAAAAGUACUCUUAUAUUAUCUCAGUUAAAGGAUGAAUCAACAACCGGAAAUAAUAUGACAAAGUCUCCAGUGCAUCGCGUCAAUGGAAUUAAUAACAUUGAUGACGAUGGUAAGAAAAUUGACAAAAAGAAUAUCUCACAUGAUUAUUCAACCAGUACUCCAUUACAAGAGAAAACUUUAAGGAAAAGGGCCAUGCAAAUUAAUACAUCGGUUAUAAAUAAAUCUAACACUGAAUCCAAAGAUGUUUUGCUGAUUAAUAAAGAUAAAAUCAAAAAGAAGACAAAGAAAUAUCAAAACCUCGAUACUACUGCACAGGAUAAUUCAGAUUCAGAAGAAGAAUCGUAUUCACACCAAGAAUCAAAUUCUGAGAGAAAAUCAACAAGAAAAAAAACAUCCUUUCUCGACGACGAACCUGAAGAAGCUAGUGACGAUUAUGAGUCAGGUGAUAGCAGAGACGAAGACGAAAGACAGUACGAAAAAGAAAAUGAAAUUAUAGAUAAAGGAGAAACUUUGGAUUCUGAUGAUGUAGUAACUGAUGACACUGAUUAUGAAAAAGACUCUUUUGUCGUAAGUUCUGAUGAAGAAGAUAAUGAAUUAUUGGAUGGUUCUGGCGAUGAUCUUUCCAUGAGUGAUAAUGAGCUUACGAUGAGUAAGAAAUCAAAGAAUAAAUAUAAUGAACGGAAAAAUAAGGAACAAAAAAAUGCUUCAAGAGAAAUGUUUGAAUCUCGUCAUAAUAUAUCAAAAUCAGAAAGGUUAAAUUCUAAAAAAGCGAACCGACAACGUUUAGACUCUUCCAGUAUAUAUUCUGAAGAAGAAUUGAAAGCUGCUUCAAAGAAACGUAAAAGAUUGAGAUUAAGUUCUACUCAAGAAUUGGAUACAGACGAAUUGAACAUUAAGAAGAAUAAUGGUUUAGCUGAUUCUGUUUUAAAUGUCAGUGCAAAUAAGGAACCAGAAAUAUCGAUGCAUAUUGAAACUGAUCUGGAGAAAGGUGAUCCUCUAGAAAUGUCAAUGCAAAUGAAAUUGGAGCCCAAAACACCUCAAAAGAAUUUGGACAUUACCACAGUCCCUAUCAUUGAUGAUGUUGAAGAAAUAGAGAUUAAUGUCAAUCUAUCAAUGGGCAAUGUCACAUAUGAGUCAUCUGAUCCAUUACAAAAUGUAGAACUUGAUGAAAAUGAUUCAUUAAGUGAAGAUGGAGAGAUAAUAGUUAACUAUGAUUCAAUCUUAAAAGAUCUAAAUAAUAUAAAAGAUCUCAAGAUUAAAGUAAACAGGUCCUUAGAUUCUAAUAAAAAUAACAAUGAAAAAUCUAAUGACCCAAUUAUAGAUCAACUUAAUCUUACUCAGAAUAAAAAAUCUAAGAAAACUAAUAAGCAUUCAUUAUCAAAUGGUAAAGAACUUCAAAAUAUUAAGGGUAAUGAAAAGCCCAAAGAAUUUGAUAAUGAUGAUUCAUCUAACUCUAUUGAUCUAAAAUUGUUAUUUUCUGAAGAUAGUAUGGACACUGAAAAUAAUGCUACUGAUAAGAACAGUGUAGUAACUAGUAAUUCUAAGGAAUAUAUUCCUUUAAAAAAAUCUGAAGGAAAAACAAACAUUCCAAAUGAUAUUACUGUGAUAAAAGAACAUAAUUUUUCAUUCAGCAAUGAAAAAACUAAAAACCGCAAGUCAUUAUCCAGCAUGGAAGAUUUCGUACAUAACCAAGAAGAUGAACUGCUACCUGUAUUUAUUGAUACAAUUGGGGCUCGCGGUGAUGAUCUACCUGAAAAUAUGUCUCUUAAUACCAGUAAGAAAAAGAAGAAUAAAACAGAAAGGAAUCUGUCAAUGAAUUGUGAACAAGUAAAUGAGACACUGUCUGAUACAUUUAAUGACAGUGUCACAGACAAGGAACAAAGUACAAAGAAAAAAAAGAAGAAAAAGAGACAUAAUAUAUCAGUUAAUACAUCGCAGGUGGUGGCAGUAGAAGAUAACAAAAUUAAUGAAGAAGAGGACAUGUCUGAAUCAACUAGUGUAAGUGCAGCAAAUAAAUCGCUCAAUGUGUCACUGGAGAAUAGUGCAAAGAAAAAAAAGAAACAUAAUACAUCUACUCGUGAUACUUCCCAGCAAUUACUAGAAAAAGUAAUUUUAACAGAUAACAAAAUGGAUGAAGAAGAGAACAUGUCUGAAUCAACUAAUGUUAAUGCAGCAAAUAAAUCACUCAAUUUGUCACUUGGGGACAGUGCAAAGAACAAGAAGAACAAGAAACAUAAUACAUCUAAUCUAGAUACCUCCCAGCAAGUAGCAGAAACAGGUAAAAAAUUACAUGAGGAACAACACACGUCUACAUCUAAUGUAGCAAAUAAAUCACUGAAUGUGUCACUGGAGGAUAGUGCAAAGAAAAAAAAGAAAAAGAAACAUAACACAUCUACUCUUGAUACUUCCCAACAAGUAGUAGAAAAAGAUAGAGAUGUACAUGAAGAAGAGGACAUGUCUGAAGCAACUAGUUUUAGUGCAGCAACUAAUUCGCUCAUUGUGUCACUGGAGAAUAGUGCAAAGAAAAAGAAGAAAAAUCAACAUAAUACAUCUACUCUAGAUACUUCCCUGCAAGUAGCAGAAAAAGAUAACGACGUACAUAAAAAAGAGGACAUAUCUGAAGGAACUAGUGUUACUGCAACAAAUAAAUCGCUCAAUGUGUCACUGGAGGAUAGUGCAAAGAAAAAAAAGAAAAAUAAACAUAAUACUACUCUGGAUACUCCUCAGCAAGUAUCAGAUAAAGCAGGUAAAAAAAUAAAUGAAGAACAGCACAUGUCUACAUCUAAUGUAGCAAAUAAAUCACUGAAUGUGUCACUGGAGGAUAGUGCAGAGAAAAAGAAAAAAAAGAAACGUGAUAUAUCUACUCUUGAUAUUUCCAAGCCAUUAGUAGAAAAAGAUGAGAUUCUUGAUGCUGGUUCCACUACAAUUAGUAAUAUUCUCGAAACAAACACAAAGAAGAAAAAUAAAAAGAAACAAAGUACAUCAUUCACUGGUUAUAUUACUUCAGAAAAUGUAAUACAAGAUGCUACAGAUGAUGCUCCUCUUGAAGUACCUUUUGAAAGUCAUAAAAAAUCCGAAAGUGAUAAUCUUGUGAUAGAGAGUAUGUCUAAUACUAUGAAUACCAAAAGCAAUGACAAAUCUUCAACUGAAGUUAACCUACAUAAUUCUCUGGGAAGUGGUAAAAAGAAGAGGAAGUCAAAGACAGACGCUAGCCCUAAAAUGGCAGAAGAUAUAUUGACACAUAGUGUGAGCACUGACGAAGUACAAAGUGGAAAGAAACGCAAACGAAAUGUAUCUCCUUCUACGAAUACUGAGGAAAAUUUGAAAGGUGGCCCAAAAAGAUCUGAAGUAUCUAAUGAAUUAUUAUCAAAUAGUAAAAAUAAGAAACGCAAGUUAGCUCAUCUAGAAGACAUUAAUGAAGAAAAAGACACAAACCCGAAAAAAGUUAAUAAAAAACGUAAGGAAAGGGAUGGUGAUGAAGAAAGUAAAUCAUCAAAGAUAUUCAAGAAAAACUCAUCUGAUAAAGUUAGUGUACCACGUUUGCCUUCAGCUAUUCUCAAUCAAAUAGACGCCAAGCCAAAACAAGAGAUACUGGAUAUGAAAAAAUCGAAAAUUACAUCAACAACACAAUUUCAAGUACAGGAAAUAAUUAAAAGGAAAAAUAAACCUUCCAACUUUUUAGAGGAGAGUGUGUACCUAAAUCAUACAAAAGAAAACAAGAAACAAAAGAGAAAGAUGAAAAUUCCUAAAGUUCUUCCUUUUAUACCCUCAGCUUCAACAUCAGGCAAUGGCUUUACUACUAACUUUCAAAUCAAUGUUAUACCAAAAGAAACUAAAUUUAUAGCUGAAACUGCAAAUAUUAAGAGUUUUAAGAAUGAAUAUUUGUACGGUAAAAAAAUUAAACGAUUAGGUACAUAUGAAAUGUAUAAGAAACAAAGAAAUGUAAAGAUGUCCAAAUUUUAAUUUGCUUAUUUUGCAUAUUGUAUAACUUUCCAUCAUGAAUUCCGCCUUUACCUUCUUUAUUUCAGUGGUAUCACUAAUGUUAAAACAUCAGUAUGUAACUAUUUUAAGUGUCGUGACUGUUAGUGCCAAGUUAAUAUUUUAAGUUUUCUUAUUCUUAAAUUUACUUCGCAAUUGUGAAAAUUUUCUACUAGAUACCUAGUUAUAUAGGCUGUAACUGAAUUGGUUAUUCAUGAAUUACAUACUUUUUCCAAAGAAACAUAGGUAAAUAAAUUUCGUAUAAACAACGCGGGCAUUUCCAUGGUCAUCUCACUACAUCUAUUCACAAAAUAAUUCUAUAUAGGUAUACCCCACCCAUGUCUCUUAAGAAAAAAACUUAAAUGUAAUCGAUUUUGAGAACUUCCACAUUAUUCCGAUUAUAAUCUAUCUGUUUGUAAUUUUAUAUCAAGCCUUAUAGUUGCAGAAUUGUAGAUAUUAAGCCGAUCAAUUGGUAUAGAUUGCAUAUUUAAUCUCGGGAUUCCUAUCUUUUUGUAAGUAAUAAAUAGUUAUUUUUUUUUAUAAAUAAAGUUUUUCAGCAGGCUGAAGAAAUCAAUUGUAAAUGUCAGUUACAUAGGACUAUUAAUUAUGUGUACGAGAAAGGAGAUAAAUCUAAGAAUUUGAGUUUCUGACUGUUAACAUAAUUUAUUAACUUAUUUGUAGAAUGUCACUGCAUGUUAAAGAUGUCAUGACAUUUUGGUUUAAUUUGUUGUAUGAAAGUGUUUUUAUUAUUAUUUUUCCUUAGUAUUACGAUUAUUUUUAUUUAACAAUGUCUCGAAGCUGCCUAAAUAAAGAGCAAGUAACAACCGUUAAUCUAAGUGUUCGCUAAAUAUAUGUACGAUUUAGGUUGUAUGAUAACUGGAAGCAACAAAAUCUAAAACAAAUGUUGCGUAUUUAUAAACUGUAAGAGUUUUGAUAUUACUUAUUUAGUUUUGUUCAUUCACCUUUAAUUAACAAAAUCAAAAUAACAUAUUGAAGUCACAUUCUCAAUCCCAUGCUGUGAUGUUGUCCAUACACAGUCCUAAAUUUACAAUUCAAAUAUACCUACAGUAGAAGUUAAUUUUCCAGUAUUUGUUGCAAAAGAAUUAACUAUUCUCUUGUAAUUAUUGUAAUUAAACGACCAUAUUACUAUUGCCUCAUAAUAUUUAUGUUCUUAAACCAACAAAAUGACUGUCGUUACUAUUAUCACACAGCAUUUACCAUUUUAUUUGUCACUAUUAAGAAAAUUACUAAAGUAGUAUAUUCAUAUAAAUAUAUUUAGUACUGAAACUUUACUUAGAAGCAUCAUACUGUAUCCAAAAUACUCUUUCCGUUAUUAUCCUAUUUAAAAUAACUUAAUUAUAAUCAAUAAUCAUUAUUUUAUCCUGACUAAAACUUGUUAUUUGCUGUAGUUUUGUAUAUGUUUAAGUUAUUUAGGAUUUUAUACGUUUCAAAUUUCCCGCUUAGGAUCGAUAAGUCACUAUGAUGUCUACCAGUUGUCGCCACUGUCGUUAAAAAAGUGGUAUUACCCAUGUGCCUUUUAUUUAGUUUGUUAUCGAUUGAAAAUUUGAUUAUUUUAAUAUAUAAUUCAAUAAACAUGA